Penicillium vulpinum is the source of this 246-nucleotide messenger RNA. RefSeq lists its product as uncharacterized. The record is from RefSeq and is a predicted model, not a curated record. Bases 1 to 246 code for a protein of 81 amino acids. The transcript has a single exon. Lineage: Eukaryota; Fungi; Ascomycota; Eurotiomycetes; Eurotiales; Aspergillaceae.
AUGGCGACUCUCAGCAACACUGGUCAUGGUCCGCUUCAGGUCCCUGAAUUUGGCUCAAUUCCCCUGAACUUUGAACUCGCCCCGGAGGCCCGCUUUGCCCAUGGGUUGGUUGAAUAUCGUCACGCACCUCGGUUGAUCAAGCGAGAGAUGGCUAUGCUCCGACCCAUGCUACAUAUCACAGAGCAGGGUGGGUGGGAUCGCACGAUACUGGACUCAGAUGAGACCAAGCUUGCAAAGUGGUACUAG